Messenger RNA from Drosophila serrata, 1176 nucleotides. RefSeq names its product serine protease snk. The record is from RefSeq and is a predicted model, not a curated record. Gene Ontology annotation, biological process: proteolysis. Lineage: Eukaryota; Metazoa; Arthropoda; Insecta; Diptera; Drosophilidae. Gene Ontology annotation, molecular function: serine-type endopeptidase activity.
AUGGCUUUGUCUCUGGCGCUGUUUUUAUUUUUUGGGCUAUGCUAUCUGGCCGCCUUUGAAGCUGCUCACCCACCACCCCCUAGGGGUCAACCAGGGCUGCCCGAAAAAUCUUCGAUUUACUUUCCUGUGGAAAAAGACAUACUCUUUCCCGACUCCGAUAAUGGUUCUAACGAGUCGUCGGAGAAGAUGUGGUAUCACAUAAAUGACUUUAGAUACGGAGGCGAGGAGAAUCGGCCCAAGCCUAAGCCCAAGCACCAUCCUCCGCCUCCGAAACCAGGGCAACCCUUUCCACCGCCACCCUGGGGCUUCAAAAAGAAGAAAAACCAGCGCCGUCGCAUAUGUGAAGAGAAAUACUCACAGUACGUUGAGCAGAUCUUCCCCAAUGACACGGCUGUGGCUGCCGACGCAAAUGACGCGGAUUUUGAUGGCCGUAUACUGGUCAGACCUGGUGAAUACCCCCAUAUGGCAGCCGUGGGCUUUGAGGCUGGCGGAGGUCAAGUCGAGUACAAGUGCGGCGGUAGCCUGAUAAGCGAAAAUUUUGUACUAACCGCUGCCCAUUGUACUUCCAUAUACGACUUGGCCCCCAAAUGGGUGCGCAUCGGGGAUCUAAAUUUGGUCGCCGAGGAGCGGAAUGUGGAGCCACAACUGAUGCGGAUACAGGAAAUAAUCACGCAUCCCGAUUACAACAAAGACUUCUACUACUACGAUAUAGCCCUGUUGAAGCUUGAGAGUAAAGUUGAAUUAACGGUGUACGUCAGGCCCAUACGCUUGUGGAUUUACUCGGAGCUGCCAACAACAAUUGCAUUCGCAAUGGGAUAUGGGGCAACGAGCUUCACCAAGCCCAUGACGAACCGUCUCACGAACCUCAAUCUGACCAUAGUGCCGAAUGCAGAGUGCAACCAGGAGCUGCCGGCCCUCGCGGAGACCCCUAAUGGCGUCCUUGAUAGCCAGAUCUGCGGUCAAGACUACAAUCUCAACAGAGACACUUGUCAGGGCGACUCUGGUGGUCCUUUGCAGCUUAAUCUUCCUGGUCGCCGACGACGGCACAGAAUCCACUAUCAUCUAAUCGGUAUCACCUCGUAUGGGGUCUUUUGUCGCAGUAAUUAUCCAUCCGUUUACACCCGAGUGUCCUUCUACUUGGACUGGAUCGAACAAACGACAUGGAGCAAUGACUAG